This is a messenger RNA of Drosophila sulfurigaster albostrigata, 2174 nucleotides long. RefSeq names its product solute carrier family 66 member 3. The record is from RefSeq and is a predicted model, not a curated record. NCBI's taxonomy places the organism in Eukaryota, Metazoa, Arthropoda, Insecta, Diptera, Drosophilidae. The coding region runs from base 195 to 878 and encodes 227 amino acids. The transcript is spliced from 4 exons.
AUCUAAAUUGACAAAAAUGUAGGCAUAACAUUUUACAAUUAGGCUGCAUAAAAAUCAUAUAAAAAUAUGUCAUGUUUUUGCGAACAAAAACGGUUACACCACAAAUAAUAUCGAUGUGCGAAAAAUUCGAAGGCAAUCGAUUGUAAGCAUUUAAAUCAAGUCGCAGACCCAUUAAUAUCAGUUUAGCUUUGACGAUGGCUACAACGGCAGCGGUAUCUGAGGGACUUGGUGACCUGGUGUCCCAGUACCUGGAAAAGGGAAUAGUGCUGAUUAUUGCCGACUUGCUCAGUUUAAUAACAGUAUCAUCCUGCCUGGUUAUUAAGGUACCUCAAAUAAACACCAUACGCGAGAACAAAUCCUCAAAAGGUAUUAGUGUGCUUGGAUUAUGUCUGGAACUAUUCAGCUACACGGUGAUGAUGUCCUACAACUAUACAUCGGGCUAUGAUUUUCUCUCGUAUAUGGAAUACCCUGUAUUAUUGCUUCAGGAAUAUGUGCUCAUCUAUUAUGCAUUCAAGUAUCAGGAUCUGCUUGGCAAGCGUACACAGAUCUUUGCUGUCUUCUAUACAACGAUAGCGACGCUUAUAUACCUAAAACUCUUUCCCAUUAUCAUCCUUACGUUCCUAGUGCCUUUCUGCACACCCAUCGGAGCCACGAGUAAAGUACUGCAACUGAUUGCCAUACUGCGUACCAAGGAUGCCAGCUCCGUUAGCCGCACAACAUGGGCACUAUCCGCCUUCACUAACAUGACCCGCAUAUAUACGGUGUACGUGCAAUCCCAUGACGUGAUGCUGCUUUCAAAUUUCCUGAUAUCCACGUUCCUCAGCUCUGCUGUCUUUGUUGCAGCCUGUGUGUACAAGAAGAAAACAAAGACGGCAUAAACUCACUACGAAUAGUGACAGCUCCGAUAUCCACAAUACGGAUCUACAAAAAACACAAAGGACUCGUGAUCACAAUUUUUGUAAUCAGCCAUUUUACUAUUACAUAUUUCAAUUUAUAAAUUUAAGCAAAUAUAUAUGCUUCGAAAAAUCUGAGAUGCUGUUAUAACACUAAUUAAAAUAUGUAUAUAGUAUUUGUUUAUAUACACAUACACUAGACCUUCUUUAAAGAGCUCCAAGUCUAAUACGAAUUGGAAUUUCGGGUGCUCUACCCUUUUUACAUAUUCAAUAAAAUUGAAAGUCAAACAAGAGAAUUUGACCGGAAGAUUCAGAGAGAGAAUUGGUCAUAUUAAACUCAGAUUGAAAAGAAUCUCAUCAGAAAAUGUUAUAGUAAACAAAAAGGAAAAAAAGAAUAAAUUAACAUCUAAAUCUUGAUUUACUUCGAAGUUUAGCAAAUUAGUAAAUCUUUUUUUUUGUAAAAGUUGAUAUAAAUGAAUUUUAAACUUUAGUAACAUCAAAUUUGUUGUUUUGGCUGAAAUAGAAAGUAACCCGAUUUUCUAACACAACAAACAAUAACUCCGAAGACAUUUUGAAUAAUUUGGUAAAGUUUAAUAUCAAUUUGGUUGGUGUCGCACAUUCCUCACAUAGUUAAAUCGUGGGCGAGCCCCAAAUGCUCCAGAUCUGUAUCGAAAUGGUGGAAACUGCGGAUAUGGGGCAAAGUAAGGCCGUGGUGGACGGGGAUUCAUUCCAAAUGGCAACAUCGGGGGAUACAUUGGAUCGUAGUGUUGUCUUGGGGGAUGCGGAUGCGACCAGCCCUGUGAAUACAAUGACUGCAAUUAGCAUGGCAUGGUUUAUAUAAAUCAAUCGAUUUACUAACAUAAGCAUAGUUAUAGUCGGCGGCAGGAACUGGCACAGGAACAGUUAUUAUGCGAGGGGUUCGCGAUCGACUGCGGCUGCGACUUCGCCGGCGACGCGAGAAUGAAGAUGACGAAGUGACCUUUUUGUAGCUGCCACUUCGGCUACGCCUGCGGUCAUAACUUCGGGAGCGUUGUCGUCGUAGUCGGUCUCUGCUUCUAUCAGCAGAACGGGAUCUCGAUCGGCUGCGUUGACUGCGUCCAUACCUCGGAGCUCUUGGUGGCGUUGUGCGUCUUGUUCUUUUGCGCAGGUUCUGCACUCGGUCGCGCUCACGCGCUUCAUCAGCGAAAUAUGGUAUCUUUUUGAGCUGGCGUCUUUCGGAGCCUAAAUGCAAUUACACAUACAUAUAAGAAAGCAUUUCAGUAUUACGCAUUAGGUCAAAGG